This is a messenger RNA of Saccharomyces paradoxus, 2244 nucleotides long. RefSeq names its product putative palmitoyltransferase AKR2 (gene AKR2). The transcript has a single exon. The record is from RefSeq and is a predicted model, not a curated record. The coding region runs from base 1 to 2244 and encodes 747 amino acids. Gene Ontology annotation, molecular function: palmitoyltransferase activity; protein binding. Gene Ontology annotation, biological process: protein palmitoylation. NCBI's taxonomy places the organism in Eukaryota, Fungi, Ascomycota, Saccharomycetes, Saccharomycetales, Saccharomycetaceae. Gene Ontology annotation, cellular component: Golgi membrane.
AUGGACAAUAUGCCGAUCAGUCAUGAUGAGAACAUGAAAAAGACUUCUAAUGGGACAUCAGCCGUCGUCGAUGUGGCUCAGCACGCUGCAAGUGAUUCGGAUAAUAACAAAGCGCAACUUUUGGGCAUUGAAUCAGAUACUGAGUUUGUGAUUGAUAUUUUCAUCGAAGCUGCCAAAGAUGGGAAUUUAAAAUUGGUGAAGGACGUGGUUGAAAGCGGAGCCGUAGAUAUUAAUAACGAUUGCAUUGAUGAAUUACCGGGCUUGCAUUGGGCCUGCAUAAAUAAUAGGUUUUCCGUGGUAAAAUUCCUAUUACUUAGGGGAGCAAAUCCUAACCAGACGGUGGGCUCUGAGAGGGCUACCGCUUUACACUGGGCCGCGAGGUAUGGUAAUGUCUACAUCGUUGACCUACUUCUCAAACAUGGGGCCGAUCCGACACUCAAAGAUGGACAGGGUCUUAACAUUAUGCAUUUUAGCGUUUACAGCUCUAAUAUUUUACUUGUUGUUUAUGUGCUCUAUUUUGUCGUAAACAACAGCAACAGUGUCGACAUCGAUUCAAAAGACAACAAUAAUAGAACACCCCUAUUGUGGGCAGCUUAUCAAGGAGAUUUUCUCACUGUAGAGCUUCUAUUGAAAUUUGGCGCUACAGUUGCAUUAACAGACAAUAGAGGAUUCAACGCGCUGCAUUGUGCUCUAGUUGGAGGUGAUCAAAGGGUCAUAUGUGAUUUAAUACUUAGCGGCGCAAAUUUCAACGAAAGAAAUAACCAGAAACAAGACUGUUUUGAUCUAGCCGAGGGAAUGGGAACAAAAUCACUAUUUGAGCAAGCGUUGCAGCAUCAUGGAUAUGAUAGGCUUGGAAAUCAAAAGGAUAAAUUAUUCAAGAAAAGCUCGUAUGCACAAUUCACAACUUUUUUGUCACCUUUCUUACUUAUGGUUUACAUAUACUUAAUUUCUCUGGUUCUUUCUCCAGUGCUAGCCAUUAUGCUUUCCCUACUGGUCGUUGUUGUCACUGUAAACACAUUAAAGAAGUUCAUAUUACCAUCAUUUCCUAGAAAAAACACCUACAGAGUUUCCUUAACUAGAACUCCCUUUUUCAGUGGGCUCUUUCUGUCCACUUUCUGUUUUUUAAUAUAUAUAUGGACGGAAAAACUCUAUCCAUAUAGCGUGUCUGACUAUACUAUGAAAAACGUACAAUUUUUGGUUACUUCUUUUUUCACAAUCAUAUUAUUUCUGAAGUUAGUACGGUCUGAUCCUGGUUGUGUGAAAACGGACGAUAGUUUAACUUCGAUACAAGAAACAAUAAAACAACUGAUUCACCUAGGGAAGUUUGAUAGGGAAAACUUUUGCGUUGAAACCUUAGAAAGAAAGCCAUUGAGAAGUAGAUAUUCCUUUUUCAGCGGCGCCCUGGUUGCCAGAUAUGACCAUUAUUGUCCAUGGAUUUAUAACGAUAUUGGCUUGAAAAAUCACAAGCUCUUUCUGUUCUUUGCUUUAACAGUCCAAUAUCAUAUGUUUUUGUUCAUGUGGUUGUGUUUAGCAUAUUUUAAGAAAACGAACUAUAUUUACGAACAAGUUGACGAAUAUGCAAGAUGCGCCCUGCUUAAGAAUGAGACUUUGUGUAAAGGUUCUAAUUACGAUCCCUCUACCUUCUUUUUAUUCAUUUGGGUUAGUGUAAACUUCAUGUGGCUGGGAGCUAUGUUGAUUGUCCAAUGUUUUCAAGUAUUAAAAGGAAUCACGACUCCUGAAUUGUUCACCUUAAUCAGGGAGGAACGUAGGGCAAAAAUCGUCAGUCUGAUACCCUUUGAAAACUCUAUGUGUUCUAGCACAAGUAGUAGGGAUUAUGAUAUGAUGCCUGAAGGACCAACUGGGACAACCGUCACUCAUACAAUUUCUAUUGAUAGUUUGGAACCAAGAAAUAAACGCCGUGCUAUUCUUAGCGCAUGCUUUUCGAUGAUUGGUAUCAAUCAGUGGUUCGUUACUAUUAAGGAAAUGCUAGGUAUAACCCACUUUUUGCAUGGGCAGGUUCAACAGCAACAUCACAGUUCACUGCUUCGAAGUUUCUUAGUGACAAAUCACUGGAAGACAAAUUUGACCGAUUUUUGGCUUAAUAGUGAUGUAACGGCGCCCUUGUGGCAGAGACUUUUCUACUCCUCGGAUACCUCAAAGGCUAUGUUGGGCGGAAUUGAGGUCGACUACUAUGAGCUAUACGAAUAUCCGGCCAGAGAAGGAGAAGUAAUACGUUCAAACUAA